AUGAGUGAUCUCAGUCCCAAGGUCAUCCGUAUCCGCUCAACUCCUAAAACCAUUCAGCUCGUACCAUACUGGCCAGAUAAUGCUGAAACGUGGUUUCUGCUAGCUGAAGCAGAUUUUUGUGAGCAUGGGAUAACUGAUCAACGUUCACAGUUACUUGCAGUUAUUCACGCCCUACCGCGGGAAUUCAGCAAGUACGUAACAUCACAGAUGUUGAGUCCCGAGGUAAGUAACUCGUACGAGUUGCUCAAAGCAUCCCUCCUCAGGAGAAACGCUCUCACGGAUAGACAACGUCUAGAUGAAUUAUUUCGCAACAUCGAGUUAGAAGAUCAGUCAGCCGUGAGCAUGCUGACAAGAAUGAAACAAGUCGUCGGCCAAUGUCAGUUCGACGAAGGACUGUUUAGAGAACUCUUCUUAACCAAGUUGCCACAAUCUGUACAGACCGUACUUGUGACACUUGAGGGUACUGUAAUAGAGGACUUAGCUAUUACUGCAGAUAAGAUCCUAGAAAUAACUAAACGGUCUGUCCCCGAAGUAUGCUCAGUGACUAAGCAGACUUCGAGUGA
This is a messenger RNA of Trichobilharzia regenti, 563 nucleotides long. NCBI's taxonomy places the organism in Eukaryota, Metazoa, Platyhelminthes, Trematoda, Strigeidida, Schistosomatidae. The record is from the annotation of a GenBank genome assembly.